GUCAAUUGGUACUUCUAAGACUCGUCCCUCACUCCAACACUUUACACCGCACCUGAAUAACUUCAUAAGAUACUCCUCUUUCAGCCUAUUAUACACAGCUGGUACAACUGCACUAUACGCUUGUUUCAUCUCACCUGCAGUUACACACACAGAACUUCUUUCAUCGAUCAAUUUACCCCUCAUUUGAUCUAACAAUCCCCAACUCAAUCAUCCACGCAACAAUCUCAACAAUGGACCGACCCAAGAAGCCAUCUGCUCUCUCUGCCACUCCAGGCCUCGCACCUCAUGCUCAAAUAAAUACCACUCAUUCCAACUCCCGUGUCUCCGCCGUUCUCCCCACCGGAGAAUCGGUCGAAAUCCUUCUUUACGGCGCUACAAUCAUAAACUGGAAAGAUGCUGCCGGAACUGAAAAACUCUGGCUUAGCGAAAAAGCGGUGCUAGAUGGUACAAAAGCUGUGCGUGGUGGUAUUCCUCUCGUGUUCCCGGUGUUCGGAAAGGUAGAGGGCGAGGAAGGUAAAGCGAAGGGUGUUGAUACUUUACCUCAACAUGGUUUUGCGCGCAACUCUAGAUGGGAGUUUUUGGGAAAGAGUACUAGCGAGAGCAGUACCGUCAAGGGACAAGAGGGUGGUGAUAGCAGUGUGAAGUUGGACUUUGGUUUGAGUGCUAGCAACGUACCUGAGGAGACAAGGAAGUUGUGGGGUGGCGAGUUUGGUUUGAUUUAUAGUGUUACACUUAGUAGAGAAGGCCUUGGAACGAGUAUGGUGGUUAGAAAUGAGGGUACUACAGCUUGGGAGUUCCAGAUCUUGAUGCACACUUAUUUGAAGAUCCAGGAUAUCUCCCAAAUCUCCAUCACAGGUCUCGAGAAUGCUACAUAUGUCGACAAACUCACCGAACCAAUUUCCACAAACACCGCUCCCACCGAUCCCCUUACCAUCUCUGCCAAAACCGAUCGUGUCUACACUCCUGCCGGCGGUCCAUCCACCGAAAUAAUUGUUUCCGAGGGAGGAAAAAAGAAAUACACAGUCGCAAGAGAUAACAUGAACCAAGUUGUUGUUUGGAACCCUUGGAUCGACGCCAAGGAUAUCGGCGAUUUUGCUCCAAAGGACGGAUGGAGAACCAUGAUCUGUGUCGAAGCUGGAUCUGUUAGUGGAUGGCAAAAAUUGGAUGCUGGAGAGACUUGGGAAGGUGGACAAAUUAUCACACUUGCGAAUUAGCAAUUCAUGAGUGCGAUGGAUAAGCUAUCACGAAUGUGAUUGUGCUUGCAAGUUUGUGAGCAUGCUUUGGACUCAACUGGGAGUGAAUUUCUCGAUUUGAGCGAGUUGAAACUUGAGGGCGCUACUCUAUGCUUUGCGAUGGAAUAAAUGAAUUGUUUGAUGAAAAGAGAAAUCUCAAUCGCCUUGCUUGGUAGACAUCUCGUUAGAUAAAUGAAUCAAUUUAUUACUCAAGAUUUCUAGAGUUCUACUAUCGCUU
Molecule: messenger RNA, 1470 nt
Organism: Botrytis sinoallii
Lineage: Eukaryota; Fungi; Ascomycota; Leotiomycetes; Helotiales; Sclerotiniaceae
Exons: 3
Coding region: 231-1214 (327 amino acids)
Biological process (GO): carbohydrate metabolic process
Molecular function (GO): isomerase activity; carbohydrate binding
Source: RefSeq, a predicted model, not a curated record